Messenger RNA from Durusdinium trenchii, 1794 nucleotides. The record is from the annotation of a GenBank genome assembly. NCBI's taxonomy places the organism in Eukaryota, Dinophyceae, Suessiales, Symbiodiniaceae.
UGGGUCGCUGUGCCUUGCCCUGGCCCCCUUGUCCAUGGCUAGCCAUGGCUUUGCUGAACGCUAGAGCUCGCGUCCAAGACGGCGAUGGCGUCCAAGGAUCCAGAGGCUUUUGAGGUGCAACAUCAAUUCCAUUUCAGGUAUGAUCGAAGGUUAUCCUGCUUCUCGAACGCAGUGAGCUGCUUGAACUUCACUGGCGAUGGGCAGUACUUGGUCUCCGGCACGGGGUCGGGUGAUAUCAAGGUGUGGGACAGCACCACCUGGGCUGAAGCUGCCAAGCUGAAGAGUGGCCGUCGGGCCGAACCGAAGGAAGUGGCGAUUAGUCCUUCCCAGCGCUGGGUGGUGGUCUGCUAUAGUGCCAUGCUGCAGAUCUUCCAGUGUGGCGCCCCCUGGAAGUUGGUCCAGUCCCGCCCCGUCGAGGGGCCCAAGGACAAGGAGCCGGAAUGGUGCUGUGUGGCCUUCUCUCCGAUGUUGGAAGUGGACCACCCGCAUGGACAGGCUGGCCAGGACAAUCAUUUGGCGGCCUUUAGCAACUGUCACAUCUCGCUGAUGGACUACUCGGGUGGUUGGUCCGAGGACGUGCCGCAGAGGACUCGAUCGCUCAUGGGAACCUCCUGGCCAUCCAGCCUCUCCUACACGGGUGAUGGCUAUUUCAUCAUUUGUGGCUUCUCAAAUGGACAGAUGCAGAUUUGGAACGCCUUCUCCCUCUCCUUGGAGAAGACCUUGAACGGCCACGAGGCCGCCGUGACGUCCAUCGCCGCCUCCCCGCCGCAGUCGCCCUACGACCCUCGCUUGGUCUCCUGCAGCAAGGAUCAGUGCCUACGCGUCUGGCACGUCAACACCUGGCUCUUAGAGCAGCACGUGCAUGAGCUGCGCUGCGACCGAGGGGGCUUGCGCUGUUGCAACUUCUCUGCCACGGGCACCUGGCUGGUGGCCGUGGGCUCGGAGUUGGUCGUCUGGCGCGUUUGCGUGUCAGCCAGGACCAAGAAGUUUGACCUGCAACUCCACCAACGCCUUGAGGCAGUCUGUGGCUCAGAGUCCAUCCGGACGGCCACCUUUAGUAGCCAGUCUGACGUGAUCGCAGUGGGAUCCCAUGAUGGGAUUUUGGGGCUCUGGCGCAAGCACCAGGGUUUACCACCUUUGCCGGAGCAGCUGCCGGCUCCGAGCGACCGGACGGCCGCCAGCGACGGCGCGGCGCGCGCGUCAGGGGCACAGGCCGAGAGCACGACGCCCAUGUCGAAGUUGAGCCGUCCACUGCAGCGCAUCACACCUCAGGGCGUUAAGCCUUUGAACCAGAAGCCUCCUGAGCAGCCACAGCGGACCAGGCCAAGCUUUGCCAGCCGGCCAAGCCGCGGCUCUGUCCAAGGCUUAAGUCCGGUGGCGCUGGGUGGGCGGCUUUCGCUCCAGGGCACGGACCUGGCGAUGAUGGCCGCUGUGCGCAGUGACCCUGAGAGUCCUCCAGAAGUACGGCAGCCGCGACGGCAAACCUGCAAGACCAGCACUCUUCUGGGUGGAUGGCAACCAGCCUGCCUUGAUGAGGUCUUCUCUGGGGUGAAAGGUGUGGAAUCAGCAGGCCUCUUGGCCAACGCAGAGAGGGUGGUGAACAAGGCGCCGAACCGCGAGCUCAUGGCUCGAGCGCGGGGGUUGGUGAAGCGCAUUGCCUUAGACCCCAAGAUCAUCACCAACGAAUCCAACGGCUCCGGCGCCUAGUCUGGAGUCCCUUUCUACAGCAGCUUCGUGGCGGUCCGUGGUGGCCCGCGGUCUGUCGAAGAUGGAGGGAUCCGAGGACCAUGUGGA